GGCAAAUGGAAGGAAAAAAUUUACUUGAUAAUUUCCUAUUUAAUUGAAAGGAAUAGCAAGUUGUGUGUUGUGGAUUUUCGAUUUCGUGUGCAAUCAUCUUUUUAUUAAACUGUGAUAAUGAAAUGCUUGUUUAUAAGUUAAAAGUACAACAAAAUAUUAUGUCACUUUAACCUCAUCUUAACAUUUCAAGUCAGGUGAUAUUGUUAUCCCCAUUUCAGAAUUGAGGAAACAGGAAAACAAACAGAAUUAAAUUGACUUGCCCAGAGGUACACAAAGUUAGCAACCCAAGUUUGGGAUCAGAAGUUUCUGCCAGAAGGGAGUCUCACAGGACAAGAGGUGGGAGGAAGGGCAUUUGGCUUUCUCAGGGGAAGCUGUAAAAAUAGUGGGCACAUCCUGCCUUAGGUGACUUACUUUACAGGUCCCAUUGUCUGAGUAUUAGCUGAUAAUGUCUGAACAUCAGGGACUGAAUUUGAGCAUGGAGCAACUCUGGGUCCUCACUUUUCUCUAAGGGGAACUAAGUGACCAUCUCUCCAUCUUCUUCUCUUACUGAUUUCCAUGCCCAGGGCUUCCAGUUCCCAGAGAAGAGGCUUAUUUUGAGCAAAGCGAAGCACUGUGGAUGCUGGAUCAAGAAGGCCUGAGGAGAUGCUCUCCAGGUGAGUGCAGUGAAAGCAGGGAUAUGAGAAAUGUUACAAGAGGCUUCGGGGAAUUACCCUGAAGUACAUGCUCAAUUUGGGGCAGAAAGGCCAGACUUGGAAUUCUGUAUUGGAUAUUUCUUAGCAGCCGUGUCCGGAGCUAGUCAGUGAAUCUGGCUGUCCGCUUCACAAAAUGAGGGGGUCCCACUCCAAUGCCCUCUAAGGCCCUUCCACUGCUCAUCUCUCAUCCUGUAAGAAGUCCUUGUUUGGGAUUUGGGGCAAUGGAGCUCUCCUAAAAGCACCCAAAGGGAUUAAGUUUGUGGCAUGAGCCAUUUCUUAGAAUUUUUUCUUGUCAGUAAACAAUUAAGGGCCUGCUACAGGGCAGCCUGGGCUAAACAGCAGGAACAGAAAAAGAUGUGAGGGACAGCCCCUGCUCUCAUGGAGGUCCCCACCUCAGAGUGGCGGGGCAGACAAUAUGCCAGCAACUGUGGAGAGACCCACUGUGUACCAGAUGAAUUGAAUAAUUAAGUGGCCCAGUGCAUCAUUAAUUGGUGAGGAUUAUGAUGGGGAUUUUUAAGAAGGGGAGUAGAACUGGACAGGAAAGGACCAAAGUGAAAUAAAGCAGGUAGCAUUUAUACAGUCCUGUGUACCAUGCUCUGCAUUGUCUUAUUUCAUCCUCAUGAGAACCAGAGGACUUAAGUGCUAUUAUUAAACCCAUUUUACAGUUAAAGCAACUGAAUCUAACAGAGAUCCUAUAACUUGACUUGCAAGGUUCUGAGGUGGGAAUAAAAUCCCGGGCUUCCUGACUGAAGGCCCCAUCCACAUUCUAUACACUGUAACUGUAUUCUGAUUUUGAAACAGAUAUGAUGAACAUAGUCUUACAUGUAUGAUGUGUAAAAAAAAAAUUGGAGAAGCUCCUGUGGAGACAUGGAAAUUCAUUUUUUUAAACUCUAGCCAGUCAAAAGCAAUUACUAAUUACUGUUAAAAAAAUUAUAUUCAUGUUGGCUCAUGACAAAUAUUGCCCUAAAUGACUCAAGGGUCAAGUACAUAUAUUGUUUUUAGCACGUCUUGCUCAGGCAACUAGAGACUGGAUUAGAUCGGGGUGCUAGCUAAUCCAGGAGGGAGAGAACCACUCUGGUCAAGGGAGAGACCGCCAUUGAGGGCCUUUGCCGGCCUAUGGCCAUUUGUACAUGAGUGUCCAACCUUCCUGAAAUGCUGGGAACAAUCUGCUGUCAAGUUGAGAAAGUAGAAGAAUCUGUUGCAUUUAGAAGCAGCCAGAGUUUCAUGGACUUUCAUGGGCACAGACCUCCAUAGCAGUAUACUGGUGGUCAUAGUAGAUGGAAAUCAUUGCAGAAAGUCUUGUGGAAAUGUGCCCAUCUGUAUGGUUCCAGAGCACAGCUACCAUUAUAACCAAAUCAGACAUUCAUUCACCACUUAAGGUGCCACAAAGACAUUUUUGGGUCCGAUCCCUUGGAUCUUUAUCUCAAUCAUUUAAAGGAAAGGACUACAAUAUUGCAGCUGUACUACCCUUCCAUGUCUCAGGAUGAGGAACUCAAUUUUCUGUUUGAGAUAUUUUCAGAUGUGGAUGAUUUCAUGCAUUUAAAAAAAUUGCAUCUUGGGAUAUGCAGAGUACACAAAGAUAAUUUUUUUAAAAAGAAAUGAGUAAGAGCAAUCUUGAGAAAAGUUAUGGGGCAGAACAAAAUCACUUCUACUUCAGGUAACUAGAAAAACUAACUAUGUUAGCCUGCUGAAUAUGAUCUCAUAUAAUGUAAUAGAAAAAAAAUUGAAUUAAAAGUGAUCAGCAUGGAAAUUUGUUAUGCUUACAAGCAGGAGAGAUCAUGAAACAAUUUGAGUAUUUCCUAUAUAUGCACUAGAUGUUAUGUUUAUGAAAAAGAGGCAAAGUGCAGAUAAUAAAAAGGAAAGGGGAAAAUUGAGAGUGAAGAUGAUUGUGAAAUGAUGGAAGCAGAGCUUUCCCAUUCACAGGGUGUAAAUUCUAGGCACAGCUGCUGGGAUUUGGAUCGAAUCACUCAGCCAUUCUGAGCUGGUGACCCGAGUUGUGCAUCUAAGGAGAAUGAAGGCACUCUCUGCAUUGUCACAAGUUUAUUAUGAGGUUCCACUGUGAUUGUACAUGAAACUCCUUAGAAAUUAGAUCAUGUUGGGGAUAUGAACUAAUGGGACUUUAAAUGAUUGGUUCUACCCAUUUUCAAUUUUUUCUUUGCCUAGGAAAAGAGAAAAUAACUGAGUUUCUCUUCGUGUAUCUGUGUGUGUGUGUGUGUGUGUGUAUCUGCAUCAUAACUAUGUUUGCUUUAUUGUUUGCUAUUUUCUUUCUUUCUUUUUUUCUUUUUUUUUUUUGGAAGGAGAGAUGAGACUUGAAAUAAAAGAAACUCCUGCUGAACUAAGCCAUUCUGUGGUAGAAACUCCCAAGCAGUGGUUCAUGGGUGAUGGAUCCUGUGACUUUACUUGGACAAAAAGCUGGGUAACACAGGGGGGAAUCCAGCUCACAGAGAGACAUUGUGAAAGUACUGAAGAUGGAAAAGGUUUUAUAAAAAAGGAAAAUCUUAUUGUACAAUCGAGAAUUCACACAGGAGAGAAACCUAAUGAAUGUUACCAUUGUGGAAAAAGAUUUAGACAAAAGAGUGACCUCAUUAGACAUCAGAGAAUCCAUACUGGAGAGAAACCUUAUGAAUGUAACCAAUGUGGAAAGGCUUUUAGAGACAAGAGAGGUGUUACUAGACAUCAGAGAAUCCACACUGGAGAGAAGCCUUAUGAAUGUAACCAGUGUGGAAAGGCUUUUACAGAAAAUGGAGUUCUUAUUAGACAUCAAAGAAUCCACACUGGAGAGAAACCUUAUGAAUGUUACCAGUGUGAAAAGACCUUUCGAGACAAGAGCGCUCUUACUGUACAUGAGAGAAUCCACACUGGAGAGAAACCUUAUAAAUGUAACCAAUGUGGAAUGGCCUUUAGAGACAAGAGAGCUCUUAUUGUACAUCAGAGAAUCCAUACUGGAGAGAAACCUUAUGGAUGUAACCAAUGUGGAAAAGGUUUUAGAAAAAAGGAAUCUCUUAUUUUCCAUCAGAGAUUACACACUGGAGAGAAACCUUAUGAAUGUAACCAUUGUGGAAAGGCUUUUAAAGAAAAUGGAGCUCUUAUUACCCAUCAAAGAAUCCACACUGGAGAGAAGCCUUAUGAAUGUAACCAGUGUGGAAAGUCCUUUAGAGAGAAGAGAGCUCUUACUGGACAUGAGAGAAUCCACACUGGAGAGAAACCUUAUAAAUGUAAUCAUUGUGGAAAGACCUUUAGAGACAUGAGAGCUCUUAUUGUACAUCAGAGAAUCCACACUGGAGAGAAACCUUAUGGAUGUAACCAGUGUGGAAAACAUUUUAGAAAAAAAGAAUCUCUUAUUUUCCAUCAGAGAUUACACACUGGAGAGAAACCUUAUGAAUGUAACCAUUGUGGAAAGGCUUUUAAAGAAAAUAGAGCUCUUAGUAGCCAUCAAAGAAUCCACACUGGAGAGAAGCCUUAUGAAUGUAACCAGUGUGGAAAGUCCUUUAGAGAGAAGAGAGCUCUUACUGGACAUGAGAGAAUCCACACUGGAGAGAAACCUUAUAAAUGUAACCAAUGUGGAAAGGCCUUUAGAGACAUGAGAGCUCUUAUUGUACAUCAGAGAAUCCACACUGGAGAGAAACCUUAUGAAUGUAACCAAUGUGGAAAGGGUUUUAGAAGCAAGGGAGCUCUUACUAUACAUCAGAGAAUCCACACUGAAGAGAAACCUUAUGGAUGUAACCAGUGUGGAAAAAGUUUUAAAAAAAAGGAAUCUCUUAUUUUACAUCAGAGAAUCCACACUGGAGAGAAACCUUAUGAAUGUAACCAGUGUGGAAAAACUUUUAGAAAAAAGGAAUCUCUUAUUUUACAUCAGAGAAUCCACACUGGAGAGAAGCCUUAUGAAUGUAACCAGUGUGGAAAGGCUUUUACAGAAAACGGAGCUCUUAUUAAACAUCAAAGAAUCCACACUGGAGAGAAACCUUAUGAAUGUAACCAGUGUAGAAAGGCCUUUAGAGACAAGGGAGCUCUUACUGUACAUGAGAGAAUCCACACGGGAGAGAAACCUUAUGAAUGUAACCAGUGUGGAAAGGGUUUUAGAAGCAAGCGAGCUCUUACUAUACAUCAGAGAAUCCACACUGAAGAGAAACCUUAUGGAUGUAACCAGUGUGGGAAAAGUUUAAAAAAAAAGGAAUCUCUUAUUUUACAUCAGAGAAUCCACACUGGAGAGAAGCCUUAUGAAUGUAACCAGUGUGGAAAAACUUUUAGAAAAAAGGAAUCUCUUAUUUUCCAUCAGAGAACCCACACUGGAGAGAAGCCUUAUAAAUGUAACCAGUGUGGAAAGGCUUUUACAGAAAACGGAGCUCUUAUUAAACAUCAAAGUAUCCACAUUGGAGAGAAACCUUAUGAAUGUAACCAGUGUAGAAAGGCCUUUAGAGACAAGGGAGCUCUUACUGUACAUGAGAGAAUCCACACGGGAGAGAAACCUUAUAAAUGUAACCAAUGUGGAAAGGCCUUUAGAGACAAGGGAGUUCUUAAAGGACAUCAGAGAAUUCACACUGGAGAGAAACCUUAUGAAUGUAACCAGUGUAGAAAGGCCUUUAGAGACAGGGGAGCCCUUGCUGUACAUGAGAGAAUCCACACUGGAGAGAAACCCUAUAAAUGUGACCAAUGUGGAAAGGCCUUUAGAGACAAGAAAUCUCUUACUGUACAUCAAAAAAUCCACACUGGAGAAAAAGCUUAUGAAUGUAACCAGUGCGGAAAAAGUUUUAUUCAAAAAGGAACUCUUAAUUUACAUCAGAGAAUCCACUCUGGAGAGAGACCUUAUGAAUGUAACCAAUGUGGAAAAAGUUUUAUACGAAAAGGAACUCUUAAUUUACAUCAGAGAAUCCACACUGGAGAGAAACCUUAUAAAUGUAACCAAUGUAGAAAGGCCUUUAGAGACAAGGGUGUUCUUAAAGGACAUCAGAGAAGUCACACCGGAAUUAUGAAUGUAACAAAUGUGGAAAGUCAUUUGGAAGCAAGGGACAUCUUACUAGACAUCAGAUAAUGCACACUGGAGAGAAGCCUUAUGAAUGUAACCAGUGUGGAAAGGCUUGUGGACAUAAAUCUAGUCUUAGUGACCAUGAGCUUAUCCACACUUAAAAGAAACUUUAUGACUGUAAUCAAUGUUGGAAAAUUUUGCAAAUAGAGUAUUUCUUACUAGACAUCAAAGAACCCAAACUGGACAGAAACCUUCUCAAUGUAACUAAUGUGGAAAGGCUUUUGGGGGAAACCUAGGACGCUAAUGUAUUGUUGGUGGAAUUGUGAACAGAUCUGACCAUUCUGCCAAGCAAUGUGGAACUAUGACCAAAGGGUAAUCCACAGGUGCAUAGCCUUUGAACUAGCAAUGUUUCUACUGGACUUAUUUGCCAAAGAGAUCCUAAAGAAGGGAAAAGGACCCACAUGUGCAGAAAUGUUUCUGCAGCCCUGUUUGUAGUGGCAAGAAACUGGAAA
Molecule: messenger RNA, 6167 nt
Organism: Antechinus flavipes (yellow-footed antechinus)
Lineage: Eukaryota; Metazoa; Chordata; Mammalia; Dasyuromorphia; Dasyuridae
Product: zinc finger protein 850-like
Exons: 1
Coding region: 2995-5721 (908 amino acids)
Biological process (GO): regulation of transcription by RNA polymerase II
Molecular function (GO): DNA-binding transcription factor activity, RNA polymerase II-specific; RNA polymerase II cis-regulatory region sequence-specific DNA binding
Source: RefSeq, a predicted model, not a curated record